AUGAGGAUACCUUUGCGGCCGCGGCCUGCUACGCGCAGCCACGCUGGGACCUCAACAUGGCUUGUCACUCUCGCUGCACUCGCGUCGCUCGCACGCGCCAUCACGAUAAAUUCCAUACCCGACCCGAAUCUCGACGUCAGCGGACUGGGGCAGAUGGCCAUUGCGGGCGACUUUGAUGGCAUUUCGUACUAUCAAUUCGAAGGGCAAAGCGAGCAAUCUUUCAGUUCUAAUGGCUCUGAACAGCUCAUGACUGGCUUGCCCAACGGCGCAUUCCUCUCUCUCCAGGGUGCCGACGCGUCGAUACGCACCAUGUGCAUGUUCAAAGGAAAUGUCGUUCUCGGCGGCAACUUCACAAGUCUAGGCGGGAAGCAGUUGACAGGCAUUGCCGCCUUCGACCCUGCCACCGGCGAUGUGGCUGAGCUUGACCAGGCCAAUUUCUCAGGCCAGGUCAGCAGCUUGCUUUGUGACGACUCGGCAGACAGGGUUUAUGUUGGGGGAAGCUUCCGAGCUGAAGACUCGACCAAUGCCAUCACUUGGGUUGCCAACGCUGGGUGGACGAGCUUGCCGUUUGCGGGCUUUAAUGGACCCGUCUCGUCCAUCGUUAAAGCCUCCAGUGGACACAUCAUCUUCGGAGGAAGUUUCACGGGCUUGGGCAACACAAGCACACCUAGUACCCCGGAUGGCCAGACCAUCAACCUUCAGACUGCGAACCUUAUUGCGACCCAGGGCACUACCACGACAGGCUUCAGUGAUCCGAAAAACAUCGUCUGCAACACCGAUGGUACCAGUGGUGAGGGGAGCACCUGGCUUUUACAGGACAAUGUCGCAGGAUCGUGGAGAGCGGCUCUGAAUUUCGGGUUUCAGCCUACAAAACUGCGACUCCGGAAUACACAUCAGGAUGGCCGAGGAACCCAGACCUGGAGGUUCACCGCGGAGCCAAACAAUGGCAUCAUGAAUUUUACGUACAUCGACCCCGCGAGUGGCCAGAACCGUAGCUGCACGAGCGAAUGUCCUUUGAGUGCCAACACCUCAGUCGAGUUUCAGGACUUUCAUUUCGUAAACAGGGUCGGCAUGAACGCAUUUAGGAUCGACAUAUCUGCGUGGUACGGCAACGGUGGUGGAUUGGACGGUAUCGAACUAUUUCAAGAUGAUAUCUUCACUUACGCCAUCAACGAUUUCAAUGAGCCGAGCUGCGCCAAUACGACUACGCUUUCGGAAGCCACUUCUACGGGCCCGUGGACCGUGACUGAGUCUGGAGCCAGCAAUUCGCAAUAUCUGUCGGCCGAGCUAUCGAAACCCAUCACCUCUGAUGCAGCCACUGUCGUCUUCCGCCCGGACAUCAGAGAAUCAGGUGAUUAUAUCAUCAAACUAUACACACCCGGCUGCCGUCAGGACGACACGUGUUCAAGCCGUGGCCAGAUCAACGUUUUCGCGACCUUGAACUCCACCAAAACCAUCCAGCACUUGAACGAAGGGGUGAGUUUAUACCAGACAAACGAGUUCGACAAGUAUGACCAGAUCUUCAUUGGAAAUGUUGAUGCUAGUUCAAGCUCAUUCCGCCCCAGUAUCACAUUGUCGCCUGUGCCUGGCCAAACGGUAUCUGGAGACCAGAUGAUCAUGGUUGCUCAACGAGUCGGUUUCGAGUUGAUGAACUCUACCGGUGGUCUGAAUGGCCUGUUUGAGUACGACCCCUCCAAGGCUACCGUGGAUACUUCCGACUUCGAUAGUUCUGCCUUUAACAAGCUGGGGUCUUCAUUUAAGGCCGACUCUGCUGUCACCGUUCUGGCCACGGCUAAUGACAUGACGUACAUCGGGGGCAAUUUCACGUCGGAUACUGUGCAAAAUAUUGUUGCUAUAGACAAUAAUGGCCACACGGUAGCCCUGGACGGGGGACUCGACGGAGAAGUCUCAUCGAUGUACCUCAGCGGAAGUCAACUUUUCGUCGGCGGCAAGUUCAACGGGACUCAGAACGAAACCACAUCUGGGCUCGCAAAUGUUGCCGUCUAUGAUGUUUCGGGCAACACUUGGAGCCCCCUAGGUGCUGGUGUUGAUGGUACCGUGACAGCCAUCGUGCCCAUGGCGCUGAACCUGACUGGUGACACCCCAGAGGAUGUGGUCACUUUAACGGGUGACUUCUCACAAGUACUCGCCUUUGGUGACAACGACGCUGUCAAUGCAACUGGCUUCGCUGUUUGGGUCAAGUCACAAAGCAACUGGCUGCAGAACUUGGACAUGCCCGUGCCACUGAUCAAUGGCAUUCUCUCGACCUCCCUUCUUGAGGGGCUGGAUAGUGGCCCUCUGUACGCUGGGUCGGUGUCUUCUCAGUCCCUAAGAGCCUAUGGCACAGCGUCAUUAGGUCAUACGCUCGGGAAUCUCCCUAUCAAGAUUCAAUCACCGACCACAUCUUCUACCAACAACCUUCCAAAGCGCGCGUCUCCGCUCAACAGCACAGAUUCCGUCUCUGGUGUUGUGGCAGGAGCGUUCAACACAGACGAUGGGAAGAACAUGACGGUUCUGGCCGGUCACUUCAGCGCAAAGGCCACAAACGGAUCGACCAUCUAUAAUCUCGCUGUCAUUGAUCGGAAAAACUCAGACACUAUUACUGGCCUAAACACCGGGGUGUCCGAAGACUCGGUGUUUUUGGCACUGGCGAUUCAAGGCGAUACUGUAUUUGCUGGCGGGCGCAUCAACGGCACCAUCGACGGGUCCGCGGUGAAAGGCCUGAUUUCCUACAAUGCUGCAUCGAACUCAUACAACACACAACCUCCUGUUCUAGAUGGUGAAGGUGUGGCUAUCUCGGCUAUCGAAAUACGACAAGAUACAUCAGAUAUCUAUGUUGGCGGAUCCUUUGACACCGGCGGAUCUCUCCCAUGCCCUGGUGUCUGCAUUCUUAACACAGAGACGAAUCAGUGGAGUCGCCCGGGCUUCGAAAUGAGCGGGGUCGUCUACACCAUGUUGUGGUCCAGUGAUUCUGUACUUGUCGCGGGUGGUGAUCUCACCAUCAACGAUACGAGUGUCUACUUGGCGUCUUACGACGCAUCUCACAACAAAUGGACCACAUUCUCAGAUGCCUCUUCCCUUCCGGGCCCGGUUGAUGCCUUGACUCCAGCUAACAAAGACGGAGAUCAACUCUGGGCUGCCGGCACCCAAUCUGAUGGAACUACGUACCUGAUGAAAUACGACGGCUCAUCUUGGCAAUCUUCCGGGGUCACCUUGGAUUCCGACACUGUGAUCAGCAGUCUUCAGAUGUUUACAGUGAACCAAAAACAUGAUUCGGCAUCCCUCAUAGAUUCUAACCAGGUUCUUGUCAUGACGGGUUCGAUCGCUAUACCCGGAUUCGGCAAAGCGUCAGGCGCGAUAUUCAACGGCACGACCAUCCUACCCUACGUCCUCACCGCUAACACGGAUUCCACAACGGGAUCGGGCUCAAUCUCCAAAAUCUUCGUAGAGAAACAGGAUUUCUUCAAGAAAUCGUCAGGUGGCGGCAUGCCCGUCGGCUUUGUCGUGUUGAUUGCGCUGGCUAUCUCAUUGGGCCUGAUGCUAUUGAUAGUGGUUGCCGGUCUCGCCUUGGACCGGUAUCGGAAGAAGCGCGAAGGCUAUGUCCCUGCUCCUACUUCCAUGUUCGAUCAUGGCAGCGGGAUGCAGCGCAUACCGCCACACGAGCUACUGGACUCUCUGAGCAAAGGGAGAACCGGGGCACCUCACGUGUGA
This is a messenger RNA of Anthostomella pinea, 3711 nucleotides long. NCBI's taxonomy places the organism in Eukaryota, Fungi, Ascomycota, Sordariomycetes, Xylariales, Xylariaceae. The record is from the annotation of a GenBank genome assembly.